AUGAAUGAUCUACUCAAUGUUGUUCUGGCUCGCAUUUAUAUCGUUGGGGUUAUUACAGUGGCGGGACUAGCUUUUCUGAUCUUCUAUGCCCUUCGAGACCCACUGUCCAAAGUCCCUGGGCCUUGGUACACCAAAUGGACUUCAGUUAUUAGCAUGACAGGCCCUGUCAUUCGUCCCACUCCCAAUGAAGUUUCUGUAACCAACAUCGAAGCUGCCAAGAAAAUCUACAAUGCUAGAGAGACCUUCCGUAAGACUUCCUGGCUUCUCUCGGACUCAAUGUCUGAAACCUCACUGGUGGCAGUAACACCCCAGGUCCAGACUACGAUUGAUCUAAUGAUAAAAAGAGAUGGGAAAGAGAUGGAAAACAGAGGAGUUGCAGAUGUGAUGAAGUGGUUCCUGUUUAUGACGACAGACAUCAUUGGAGAGCUUUCCUUUGGGGAUUCGUUCCGAACGCUGGAAAUCGGUGAACACACCGCCUAUACCAAAGACCUGGCAGAACUGGGCUACCUCGGUGCCGUUCACUCUGCUUUUCCCACACUCAUUGCAUUGGCAAAAUAUGUGCCCAUCCCUUACUUCAAACGUCCCCUUCGAGGCACGAAAAACAUGAAUCGUUAUGCACACCAAUCUAUUGCUCGCUACAGGAACCUCUUGGACUCUGACCCUACCAGUGUUAAAUGGACGCUCUUCACUAAAGUUUUCCAAGGCCAAGGCAAAGAAGAAGAUCUAAACCCGGUAGAACUAAGAGGCCACGCAUCGGCGUAUAUUGUUGCUGGCAGUGAUUCCACAGCAGUCACCUUCACUUACCUGGUAUGGUUCGUCUGUCGCGAUCCCAAAGUCAAGGCUGCUCUUUUGGCAGAGCUUCGAACACUCCCUGCCGAGUUUAGCAUUUCAGACGUCCGUGAUAUGAGCUACUUGAACUCAUUUGCGCUGCCUCGUUGGGUGCCUGAGAGUGGUGACAAUAUCGCUGGGUACUGGCUUCCUGGCGGCACCACGGUUUGCGCUCAGGCAUACAGCAUGCAUCGCGGCACCGAUGUGUUUCCCAAUCCGGAUGUCUUUGAUCCUUCGCGAUGGUAUAUGCCAACAAAAGAAAUGAAAGACUCGUUCAUGCAUUUUGGAAGAGGCUCACGGAUUUGCAUUGGACUUCAUCUGGCACUGAUGGAGCUGCGAUAUGGAGCUGCGCGCUUUUUCUUGACGUUUCCGGAAGCCAAGGUGUCGUCUCUGGAGGGCAUGAGUGACAAGGACAUGGCACCGAAGGUGUUUUGCUUUACAGAGCCAAAAGCCAAGCGAUGUCUGAUUCAGAGGCAAUAA
Trichoderma asperellum CBS 433.97 is the source of this 1308-nucleotide messenger RNA. NCBI's taxonomy places the organism in Eukaryota, Fungi, Ascomycota, Sordariomycetes, Hypocreales, Hypocreaceae. The record is from RefSeq and is a predicted model, not a curated record.